AUGGGUUACCGUCUUUGUUCCUCCUCUCGGCCUCUCCUCAUCUUCCUCCUCCUACACCCCUGGUGCACGUUAGCGUCCGGCAGCUGCCAGGACAAGUGCGGUCCCCUCGCAGUGAAAUACCCUCUGGGAACCGGCUUUGGCUGUGGCUCCCCACGCUUCAACCCUUACGUCACCUGCUCCUCUUCAUCAUCGUCAUCGGCGUCAGCGUCACCGGACGGUGACCAAAACGACCAUGACCACGACGAGCUCCUCCUCACCACUCACACAGGCUCAUACCCAAUCACCUCCGUCUCUUACGCCACCUCAACCCUCACCAUCACCCCUCAAAACAUGUCCACCUGCUCAUCCAUGCAACCCACACCGAACCUGGGCCUCGACUGGCCCAGCCCAUUCCAGCUCGGCCCAUCCGUCUUCAUCCUCCUCUCCUGCCCACCCCCUACCUCCUCCACCCUCACCGUCAAGGGCUUUCCCAUCUGCGACUCCACCAACGCAUACCUCUGCGCCUCCAUCCACACCUGUCCCGCCAUAGCCUCACUGGGUCUCUCCCUCUUCGCACCCACCAACACCUGUUGCGUCUAUUCUCCGGCCAAUCUCGACCCCAAGGGGGAUCUGGACCUCAAGGCCCUGGGCUGCGCUAGCUACGCCUCUGUCCUGUCUCUUGGUGAUUACCCAACGGACCCGAACAAGUGGGACUACGGUGUAGCUCUCAAGUAUAACGAUGACGUGGGCUCCCUUGACAGUUAUGUCGCCACCAAUUGCGAGGCGUGUGAGAGGAGCGGUGGAGUUUGCGGGUAUGAGCCACCCAGGAAUUACUUCUUGUGUGUUUGCAACAAUGGUGUUAAUACCACUACGGAUUGCUACAAUCAGAUGGGCCUUUCGAACUCUGCUUCCUUCAUUACCAGAACAAGAAAAGUUAUUUUGGGGUGGUUCGUUGCUUUAAGUUUCUUCGUUAUGGAGGAUCUUUUUGAUAAAGCUUUGUUCCUAUCGACAUGGAAAGAAGUGGGGAGAAAAGGGUUCCAUGCCAUGCCCUGA
Molecule: messenger RNA, 1032 nt
Organism: Telopea speciosissima
Lineage: Eukaryota; Viridiplantae; Streptophyta; Magnoliopsida; Proteales; Proteaceae
Exons: 2
Coding region: 1-1032 (343 amino acids)
Source: RefSeq, a predicted model, not a curated record